GUGAAAAUGUCUGAGAUGACUAUGCAGAGUGAAGCGGGCAUCAAGAUUUCCUGAUGGGGAGAGUGAAGAGAAGAGAAGCUCACGCCACUGUUUCUCGGCCGCUUUACCCCGCAGCGAUGUGGCGGCGAUCUCGCGGGUGAUUGGUCCAGCCCCAACCUUACCAGCCACAGCAAUGCAGUUCCGCCCUCGAUGCGGGACAACGCACACACCACCUCACCUCACCUCACCUCACCUCACCUCACCUCACCUCACCUCACCUCACCUCACCACUCACUAGCUGCUUCUUCUGUUCUUCCUGGACAAGGAGCAGCGAAUGCGGAACCAAAGGUCAUGCGUUGCGUUUCGUCUGAUUCUCAUGUCACCAUGAACAAGAUCUCCGAGGCUGGGCCAAAAGUAGGUACCCGGAGCGGCUGGCACGUCUUUCCUCCAAGUUUGGUUGAGAAGUACGGAGGGUCGGGAGAAGUGGUAAUAGAGUGACGAACUUUAAAGAAACCUAAAGUACCUUCUACCAGCCUUGCUCGCAAGUUGAAGAG
Molecule: messenger RNA, 533 nt
Organism: Hyaloscypha bicolor E
Lineage: Eukaryota; Fungi; Ascomycota; Leotiomycetes; Helotiales; Hyaloscyphaceae
Exons: 2
Coding region: 190-477 (95 amino acids)
Source: RefSeq, a predicted model, not a curated record